CGCAAAGAAAAGCAAAAGUGUUCGAUCAUGUUGGAUUCCUUCUCCUACCGAAUAGAAGCCACCUGCACAUCUGGAAUCAUUCAACUGUCAAAAUACAACUCGGUCGCACAAAAUACAAUCCCGCAGGAUUGCUAUCACAUCCAUGUUGAUGAGGAUGAUGAACAUAUCGUCUAGACAAUGAAUCUAUCGCAAAUUCGAAAUACUCUGAAAUACAAAUAAAGUGAAAUUCCGAUAACAAGGUAAACCUUGCAUAAGUAUCUACCCGGUUACAACGAUUUCAUCAGCGAAGCCGAAUCUAAUAGAGUAAAUCCAUUGAAUCACUACAUAUGUACAAGAGGCUGUGUUUCUGUGAAGACAAGAAGUUCUAAAUCAAAUCGCUUUCCUUUAUGUUGAAUGUUCGCAGGCAUACCCAUACGACCUAGUAGGAAGCAAGACGCAGCCAUUUUCGUUUUUCCUUCUUCUCUCCCUGUUUUCUGAUUCUGGUCUGGGCCUGUUCGAUUGUAGUUGAAGAUAAUCUUAUUCGCGGUGGAAGUUUGAGGUCUUUGUUGUUCACCGCGACAUUCAUUUGCCCACCAUGAGGACGAUGGCAGACAUGCGCCGCGAACAGGACGCGGCAAAGGGCGGCGGCAAAAAAGGAAAAAAGGGCGUCGAAAGCUACUCUGGCGGGGAGAGGAGCGGGUAGCGCUUUGGCUUUUUGAACAUUGUGACUUUAGUACGGGUGUGGUGCGAAAGUUGGCCGACUCGGUUGUAGGCGCAGAUGCUAUAGUACUAUUUCUGCCGUUGUUUGAAUUGCUGACUCUGGCAAGAUCUGCAAGAAGCUCGUAAGUAGAGACGAGCGAUUUAACGUACACUCAAUGAAUGUACAUAAAUCACUCACAGCAUGGCCGUGUUCCAGCCUGGUCAAGAGGGCGGUGGUGACGCAAAUGAUGCAUUUGCCGCCGCCAGAGCUGCCGGUGCGGUAACGGACGGGGGCCCGUUGCCGGAAGGAUCCGCAACUGUGACGCUGUACGCUGACGGAUUCACGAUAAACAACGGCCCCUUCCUAUCCUGAGUAAAAACGUACCCACACCAGAGUUGUAAUGCAGAUUUGCGAAGACAGGAAGACUUGUAAUGCGCAUCCCCAUGAGAGCCAUUUCCAAUCGUGUUUUGGAAUUUGUGAUGCUGUGAACAGGAUGAGCCGAUGAAUCUGUGAUGCGGCUGCACUUGCUAACCUGCACUACACUGCAUAGUGCAACUUGUUGCGCGUGACUCACAAAACUCCUAGGUUUGUGUUGCAAAAUCCUCAUCCUGACUCUGCUGUGGGUACGUUUUUACUCAGGAUACUUCCGGGCGACCAUUGAUCCCGCGAACAAAAAAUUCGUCGACGACAUCCAGCAGGGUAUUGCGCCGGAGGAACUAAAAAUGGCAGACGGAUCCGCUGUCCACAUCGCCGUCGUGGAUAAAAGACCAGCGAAAUACGCCGACGCGCAAACGGGCGGCGUCAGCGGAGGGCAAAGCAGCAGCUCAAACUACAACCCCAUUAAGCCGGGGACGGCAGGUACUAGAUAAUUUACUUAGAAAAAUAGAAUCUUCAAAAUGUAGAUCAUCUUGUCGUCAGUUUACAGUUUUGAUGUCCCACCAUAAACUUCUUAGCAAAAACAGACUCUGUGUUCCGCAUUAGCCGCAACUCCUAAAUACAAAACAAAAAUCCACUGCACACAAAAAAUCCACUUACACAGACCUCAGCCAAGGCGCUACAGCGGGCCCGACCGCAACGGGAACGGGCUCCGUAGACAUUGACGAGGGGAAGCCAAAAACAACGAUCAUGAUCCGAUUCGGAGAUGGGAGGAGGCAAACGCAGGUAACUAUUCAAUUGUGGAUCGAAUGCGAAUUUAUAAAGUUUUUGAUUUGACAGGGAAGUAUAAUGAAACCAUGGCAGCAACUUCUUGAUUGUGAUUGCUUCUAUUUUAGAGGCUGUCUAGGAUCGCGGCGAGCUCAUAGCAAUGCGUGAGACUAUGUACACGGGCUGCACCACAAAUACUUCCACGUCCACUGCAUUCGAAUACCGUUAAACUUAAAAUUUUAGGAAUUCAACGAAGACGCUUUGGUUUCUGACCUGUACAAGUUCGUGGAGGAGUGCACAGGGGUGUCUGAAUUCAAACUUCUCGAGGGCUUCCCACCAAAACCGAUUAUCGACAAAGUAGCGACCUUGAAGGCGGCCGGCUUGCUGAAGGCAAGUGUGAGCGUGAAGCUGUAG
This is a messenger RNA of Amoebophrya sp. A120, 2236 nucleotides long. NCBI's taxonomy places the organism in Eukaryota, Dinophyceae, Syndiniales, Amoebophryaceae. The record is from the annotation of a GenBank genome assembly.